This is a messenger RNA of Triticum aestivum (bread wheat), 488 nucleotides long. Its product is annotated as heat shock 70 kDa protein 4-like. Lineage: Eukaryota; Viridiplantae; Streptophyta; Magnoliopsida; Poales; Poaceae. The transcript is spliced from 2 exons. The coding region runs from base 117 to 488 and encodes 123 amino acids. The record is from RefSeq and is a predicted model, not a curated record.
UGGGCAAGGAGGAGAUUGAGAAGAUUGUCCAGGAGGCUGAGAAGUACAAGUCAUAGGAUGAGGAGCACAAGAAGAAGGUGGAGUCCAAGAAUGCCCUGGAGAACUACUCGUACAACAUGCGCAACACCAUCAAGGACGAUAAGAUCGCCUCCAAGCUGCCGGCGGAUGACAAGAAGAAGAUCGAGGAGGACAUUGACGCUGCCAUCCAGUGGCUGGACAUGAACCAGCUCGCUGAGGCGGAUGAGUUUGAGGACAAGAUGAAGGAGCUGGAGGCCCUGUGCAACCCCAUCAUCGCCAAGAUGUACCAGGGUACUAGCGCCGACAUGGAGGGCGGAAUGGAUGACGACACCCCAGCUGCAUCUGGCGGUGCUGGCCCCAAGAUCGAGGAGUUGCCGCAUAUUUGCUUUCGCCCUGCCAGGCUUGUGAGAGCUAAUGUUGUUAGAUCCUUACUUGGGAUGUCUGAGGGCAUAUAUGAGCUCACUGUUUAG